CGCUGGCGCCGCCUCCGUCGCCGGCCGUUUCGCCGCUCGCGCCUCGCGUCACGCCGUCGCGUGUUCGCGACCGUCGCGCGAUAACGUCACCUCGGCCUAUUCUUCCGCCGGUUGUCUAACUCCGGCGGGCCCGGCCGCUUGACCGACACUAUCCUGGCCUAGGUAGCGCCCACAGAAGUGUAUGUGCUCGUGUGAAACUGCAACAAUGCCGCGCUUGGAAGAACCGCGGAAGGACUCGAGUGGCGAUGCGAACUGGAACAUGUUUCACUUGAAUCGGUGCCAAUACCACACAAUAUUUAAGCCCGCGUAAAAAGCACGACGCGAGUGUCGCCGUCAGAGAUGGCUCUGCAUUUGAAGAAAUAUUUAUUUUUGUUGAUUGUGUCGACGUGGCAAAUAACUUUAUGGGCCGGAACCUGCUCCGAAGUGUGUCUCUGCCGCAGUGACACUACCCUAUGCCGCAGCUGCUCGUACAACGUUACUCUUAAGGACAAUUUAAAAAUAUUCCAGGUGCCCGUGUGUUGUAAUGAAGAUCGGCCAAUAUCUAGGUGGGCGCUAAAAUAUGUAAACAAAACGCUCUCAGAAGUUGCGACUGCUUUUCGGCACACAUGCAAUGUGGAAAAUUUCAAUUUCAGCGCCUCAUCGCUUGACACCAGGGCUUUGCGUGUUGUAAAUACUUCUUUUGUAGAAAUUAACAUCGACGUUAGACCGUUAAAUUUGCGCGAACUCGACCUAUCGUCGAACAGAUUGCGCUACAUAAACAAGGGUCUUUUUAACAAGUUUUCGAAUCUACGGAAAUUAAUUCUUAGCAAAAAUAAAAUCAUUGGCGUAUUCGAGGAAAGUUUUAAUGGAUUGUCAAAAUUGGAGUCUUUGGAUUUAUCGGAAAAUAAUUUGACUAGCUUGGCGAAUGUGUUCACGCCGCUCAAAAACUUGCAGCAUUUGAACCUGAGCAGGAACAAGAUCGAGUUGAUCCACGAGAACUACUUCAACAAUUGGCUGUUGCAGCACCUGGACGUUUCGCACAACAACCUGCGACAAUUGGCGCCAGGCGCGCUGCAGCUUUUACCCAACCUGGCGCGACUGCUGCUCACUGACAAUCCGCGCCUCGGCCGUACGCAACUGGAUGCGCAGCUGCUCGUUGGUACUGGCCGUCGCUUACAGCAGAUCGAUGCCUCCCGCACUGGCCUCUUCCAGGUCCCCGAAGCGUUCACGCACUCAGUAAGAUUUCUCUCUCUAGUGGGGAACAAAAUAUCCGGAAUAAGAUGUGGAGAUCUCGACAGUUAUCCUUUACUGCAAUCUCUAGAUUUUUCCGAUAACAAAAUCAUCUCGGUAGAGGACGAUUCAUUGGGCAGGUUGGAGAUGCUUCUAUUUUUGAAUUUGAACAAAAACCUUUUAAUGGCCGUGCCAAAGUCCCUGCCGGACGAGUUGAAGUACUUGUCGAUCGACAACAACCUGUUAAGAAAUUUGUCGAUACCUGAUUUCAAGAACUUGCCCAAUCUACGCAUUUUGAUGUUGAAGAGUAAUCAAAUAAGGUAUAUACAAGACCAUGUGUUUGACGACCUGCUGUCGUUAGAGAUGCUGGACUUAUCGGACAACCCGAUACAGAGUUUAACGCGCAGCACCUUUGAAGGCCCGCUGGCGCUGCGCGACCUUCGCCUGUGUGGGCUUAACGUAUCGGCACCGGCUCAAGAGGGGCAGUUCCCGCUAUCAGCGCCGGAAAGCGUGCAGCUGCUGCACAUCCAGGGUAGCCCGGGCCUAGCACACCAACUUCUCGCUGAUUCUGCCGCUCUAGCCGCUUUCUCGCACUUGCAGUACCUAGACUUGAGAAUGAAUAACCUCUCCUCUAUUCGUAAUGAUUUAUUGUUCUACUUAGCGCAACUGAAGACGUUGAGACUGCAUGGUAAUAGGAUCAACUGCAGCGCGGAGCUGUGGCUCAGAGACUGGAUGACCUGGAACAAAAGCCUAUCAGACGGCGAAACGUGUUACUACUCCACCACCGAGUCAAAGGCGGACAUGACUAAAUACAAUUGCACUUUCUCAGAAACUUUCACGAUAAGCGAAAGCUUACCACCGGUCAACCUAUAUAGUACGGAAAUGAUAAAUAAGUUGUUACGAUACUAUGGAUAUUUCAAUAACAAAACAGAAAAAUCUUCGUCCAACAGAAUAGGGCACAAAAAUUAUAACAAUGAGAUAAAAAUAAACAAGACAAACGAGUUAAUAGGGAAAGCUGAUAAAAAUAUAGCUUCGUUACAAAAAACGAAACAAGACGACUUCCUAGUGAAUCGGAUCGACAACGUAAUAGCGACGAAUAGCGACUACUUGAAUGACACCGCCGUCGUGAAGGCACGGGAAUUUUCUAAAGUGCUAGAUCAAAAUACACUACAAAAUGAUCAGUUCAACAUAGACCACAGAGUUCUGGACAUAGAGCCUUUUCUGCCCACUCAGACUUCCAAAAAAGGCAAAAGCUUCGACUAUAACGUCACGACAGUACAAAGGAAAAACAGAUCGGGGAAGCGUUUAAACACGCCAGUCAAUAUAACCAAGAAAACUGCACCCGACGGUGCGGAACGCGCCGGGUCGAAAUUGGAUCGUAUGUUCGCGAUGAAAGUGAGCGUCUUAGAAAACGUUACCGUCACUGGCGCCGUCGCCGGCGAGAAGUCAGCGCAGGAGACGGAGCAGAAGUCGCAGUUCUCGCAGUACUCCUGGACUCGACGGAGCUACGGCCGCUACACGGGCGCGGCAGCGGCUUGCGCGCUGCUGGUGUUGGCACUAGCACUGUGGGCCAGUCGCCGACGGCGCUACCGCCGCCGGGCGCCGCGCGCUGACUCGCCGCCGCGCGACCAGCUCGAAGUGGCCAACAUAUCUGGCGGAGUGCUCUGGUGACACCUGCGAGCGGCCGACCCCACGCCCUUCGAAUACGACUCUCUUCUCACGUAGCACUAAGUUCGAAGCGGUCGGCUGCAGUGUGAGACGGCGAGGAACACGUUUGUGAUAAUAUAAUUGGACGUACAUAUUUUUGUAAGAAAUAAGUACAAAUAGAGUCGGGCUGUAAGGCACAGUUACGGACCCGCCGUCGGUGUCUAUGUAAAUAGUUGUUGCGUCGAGCUAUCGGCGACCUUAGAUAUAGAGAUAAAUAUUUUUGUGUAAAUUCAGCAUCGCGACACUCACAACUCACAGUUUUGUCGUCAACAUAGUUAUUCACCAUGAAUCGUUGUUAAGAGAUUCAUUAUUUUGUCAAAAGUUUAUGAUUUAACAAAUUAUCAAUGCGUUAACAAUAAUUAUUCAAAUCGGCCAUUCUCACAUUCAGUGUUCUCAGCCUAACUACCAUAGCCAUUUCGG
Hyposmocoma kahamanoa is the source of this 3336-nucleotide messenger RNA. RefSeq names its product protein artichoke (gene 2mit). The transcript has 2 exons. Gene Ontology annotation, molecular function: protein binding. The coding region runs from base 340 to 2880 and encodes 846 amino acids. The record is from RefSeq and is a predicted model, not a curated record. Lineage: Eukaryota; Metazoa; Arthropoda; Insecta; Lepidoptera; Cosmopterigidae.